This is a messenger RNA of Durotheca rogersii, 4152 nucleotides long. Its product is annotated as WD40 repeat-like protein. Gene Ontology annotation, biological process: tRNA methylation. The record is from RefSeq and is a predicted model, not a curated record. Gene Ontology annotation, cellular component: cytoplasm. Gene Ontology annotation, molecular function: protein binding. Lineage: Eukaryota; Fungi; Ascomycota; Sordariomycetes; Xylariales; Xylariaceae. The transcript has 2 exons. Bases 156 to 3854 code for a protein of 1232 amino acids.
AAUUUAAAAAAAAAAAACCCCCCCAUACUUGCUUAUGCCCGGCGCGCUGCUCCUCAAAUCUCUAAACAUACACAUACAUCGCCGAAUUCGGUGCCAAAUUAGUUUGUGAGCACAGGUAGGCAUAUGGCAACGCUGUCUAGGAGUUAAUACUGCCGAUGUCUUGCGAGCCAGCCGACGCGGGCCGUCUCCGCCGGGAGUCGGUGCUGAACCCCGUCACGGCGCUCGCCUUCUACACGUCGCCGGCCGACGGGCGGCAGUAUCUGCUCGCCGGGGAGGACGCCGACGUCGAGGUCUACGACGCCCGGGCGGCGCGCCGCCGCGGCGGCCGGCUCGCCGUCUUCCGCGACCAGGCCGUGCACGGCAUCGCGGUCGCCGCGGGGCACGGCGCCUCGCCCGGGGCGGGGGCGGGGGCGGGGGGCGCGCUCCCGGCCGUCCUCGUCUGGGGCGGGCACGCUGUCGCGGUGCUGUCGCGCGACGCCAUCGAAGCGGUCGUGGUCGGCGGCGCGCCGGGCCAGGCGCCGGCCGUCGCGGCGGCCCGCGCGCCGGACUGGAUCCUCGACGGGCGCAUCUCGCCGCUCGGCGACGGCCGCGUGGCCCUGCUCACGGCGCACAACGAGGUGAUCGCCGCGCGCGCGGACCGCCGCGGCGGCCUCGUCCUCGGCGGCGCGCGGUCGCCGUCGCGGCCCAUCCUGUACGCGGGCACGCUCGCCUGGUCGUCGGCGGACCACGUGCUCGUCGCCGCCGGCACGGUCUUCGGCGAGAUCAUCGUGUGGAGGUGCGGCCUCGCAGAGGCGGGGCGAGGAGGGGGGGAAACGGGGCAAGGGGGGGGGUGCGAGGUCCUGCACGUGCUCGCCGGCCACGAAGGCUCCAUCUUCGGCGUGCGCUUCUCCCCCGAGAUCCGGAUCCCGACGGGCGAGACCCUGAGGCUGCUGGCUAGCUGCAGCGACGACAGGACCAUCCGCGUCUGGGACGUGACGGAGAGACGUGCGGAGUCGGCGCGCCAGCGCGGGGAGAAUAGCGGAGCGGGGGGUGUGCGGGGAGGGUACGAAAGCCACAUCUCGGACGCGCGAGAGACCGGCUUCGGCCGUAAUGUCGAGGCCCCGCCGCGCGACGACGAUUCGACGAGGUGUCUGGCCGCGGCUAUGGGCCACGCGUCGAGGAUCUGGCAGGUCGAGUUCCAACCGAGCCAGCCGUCGUCGUCUCAGACCGCGAACACUAUAGAUCUCUAUUCCUUCGGCGAGGACGCUACCACCCAGAAAUGGAGCCUCCUCCUAGACCCGCAGCCGCCGACGGCAACCGAGCUCGGUGUCGAGAAAGCCGUCCCCGGGAGGGCGAGGAUCGCCGCUAGACUGACGCACCAGUCGACAUUCGCCAAUCACAGCGGAAAACAUAUAUGGUCUCACGCCAUGGUCGCUGCCGGUAGUGGCGAUCCUCUCAUUGCUACUGGCGGCGCUGACGGGAAGAUCGCCACGAUUGGGGGGUCGGGUGGCAGUCGAGAUGCGUCUGUUGACAAUACCUCGUAUAGAGGAGGAGGAGGAGGAAGAGGGGGGGUGGCCGCGUGGCCGCUCGCGGACGUCUUACGAUCUUGCCACUCGGGUAAUCCACCAGUGAGCUCUCGCGGGAAGCCGGGCGGCACACCCAAAAACGCGAAGGAGGGUUUCAACCGAUACACGUUCGUCUCGGAGAGGCGGCUGCUCGCCGCGACGAAUUCGGGCCGGGUGUUCGUCGGCACCUUCGACGACGCAGACGACUUGUCGUGGGCGGAGCUGGCGCUCCCGGACGAAAUCGGGCAGGUCGUGUUCUCGCACGCGCUGCCCGGGGCGGUAGAGGCCGGAUCGGUGGCUCUCAUCGGCGCAGCCAACGGCGACAUAUACGCCUACGCCGAGCCGGGCAGCCGGCCCCUCGAGGUGCUCACAAGGGUCGACGGGAAGGUUGCGGAUAUCUUCUGCCUCUCGAACGGGGCCUGUCCGCAAUUUCUCGUCACCAUGCUGCGCAGCGCGCGCGCCGUCAUCGUCCAGAUCGACGCCGAGGGCUCCGAUGCGGAACACGUCCAAGUCGCCCUCGAGGCCGGGUUUAUGGUUACCGCCGCGGCUUUCGCUCGCGAGCACCUCGCGCUGGGGUCCCGGAAGGGCGUCCUCGCCGUCUUCCGGCGCGGGGAGGACGGAAACUACGCACGCACGCUCGCCCUCGAGGUGCACCCGGACGAGGCGAUCACCUCGAUCUUGCCUCUGCGGAGCCGGGCGCGCAACUGCAUCUUGACCACGUACCGCGACGGAAAGUACCGGAUUCACGAGAUCGCCGCGGCGGCGGCAGACGAUCGGGACGGCGCCGCGCUGCAGCUGCAGCUGCUCCACGAGACGUCCCCGCCGUUCGCGUCGUCCGUCGAGGGCGCCUGGUUCGCCGGCGCGGCGGGCCCGAGGGACCUCAUGCUGUGCGGCUUCCGCAGCAACAGCUUCCUCGUCUGGAACGAGACGCGGCGGCGCGAGGUGGUCGCGGCCGUCGACUGCGGCGGGGCCUCGCGGAGCUACGCCUGGGCGCCGCUGCCGCCAGCGGCGGGAACAGGGGGAGGCGGCAGUGGCGACGGCGGCGGCGACGGCUUCCGCUUCGCGUUCACGAAGGCCGGGCGCGCGCACGUCUUCUCGCGGCGCCCCGCCCCGCGGACGACGCUGCGCGAGGGCGGCCACGGGCGCGAGAUCAAGGCGGCGAGCGCGUCGGCCUCGGGGCGGUACGUGGCGACGGCGGCGGAGGACACGGUGAUACGGAUAUGGGAGCGGCGCCGCGGCGGCAGCCGGCGGUUCCGCAGCGUGGCGGCGCUGGAGCGGCACGCGGCCGGCGUGCAGGCGCUGCGGUGGCGCGGCGACGAGUACCUGCUCAGCAGCGGCGGCAACGAGGAGUUCUUCGUGUGGCGGGUGCGGCGGCUCGGGGACGGCGACGGCGACGACCUCGCCGGGCUCGCCGUCGUAUGCGAGGCCGUGUUCGCGGACCGCACGGCGGCCGGCGACGCGCGCAUCACCGACUUCGACGUCGACGCCGCCAGCGCCACCGCGCCCCCCGCGUUCCGCGUCUCCAUGGCCCUGUCCAACUCGACCCUGCAGACGUACGCGUACGCCCGCGCGACCGGCUUCCGCCUCCUCGCCCGCCGCGCCUACACCGGCGCGUGCCUGACGCAGGUCCGCCACCUCGGCGCGUCGCACGUGCUCGCCGCCGCGACCGACGGGCACCUCGCGGUCUGGGCGCUGCCCGCCAUCGGCGGCGGCGCCGACGACGAGGACGGCGCCGCCAACCGCCCCGCCCUCGUCGCGCGCCUGCACCAGAGCACCAUCAAGGCCCUCGACGUGCGCCGCGUCCCCGCGGCCGCCGCCGCGGCCGCCUCCGAGGCGUACCUCGUCGUCACGGGCGGCGACGACAACGCGCUGGGCUUCGCGCUGGCGACCGUAGCAGCAGCACCGCCGGCGCCUCGCCCCCCCUCGGCUCCCGGCGCGCGGCCGCGCGCGGCCGUGGCGCUGACGAGGCGAUGCGUGGUCCGCGCGGCGCACGCGGCGGCGACGACGGGCGUGGCGAUCGCCCGGCUGGGGCGCGCGGGCGACGACGCGCUGGUGGUCUCGGCGAGCAGCGACCAGCGCGUGCGGGUCUGGCGGCUGCGGGGCUGGCGGCCGGACGGCGGCGGCGGCGGCGCGCCGAGGGCCCAGCUGCUCGACGAGCGGUACAGCUCCGUCGCCGACGCGGGCGCGCUCGAGGUGUUCGGGGAAGACUCGGGGCGCGACCGUGCCGACGGCCGGCAGGAGAAGGCUGCCGUCGUCGUCGUCGUCGUCGCCGGCGUGGGCAUGGAGGUCUGGGAGCUGGACGUGCGGUGAGACGGGAGGCUCUCGAGUAGGAGAUACACGCGCGGGAUCUGUUUGGGCGAAGAGCCCGGUAUCGAGUAGAGGGCCGAGGGUGCCCGCGAGGACGGGGUCUGCGUCCUGCUUUCCUCGCGUCGCGCCCCUGUCUAUUAUUUACUGCGCUCUUCUGGACGGGCCAGGCCGCGACGUCUGAGAUCACCGGGGCUACCUACUACUACACCCGCAACUAACCUCGGGCUCAGGUCUACUUGCUCUACUACGACCCAGCCUCGGGGACGGGACCGGAGCGGGGAUACGUAUAGCUGCCGAAUUU